GCGAAGCUGCGGCGAAGGCUGCUGCGAAGGCCUUGGCAGAGAGGAACUCGAGGCGCCAGGUGUGCAGGGAGGCGUGCAACAACUGGAACGGCCUUGCUCGCAAACUGCGCGUGUCCGUGUCCAGCCUGGUCGAUGCCGAGAACGCUGCUGCCACGGGGGCCGAAUACUUGGCCAAACUCGUGGAGAAGCGCGUGCAGACGGACGCCGGCGCGGCGGCGCCGCGGCCGGCCGCGCGCACCCACCUCGCCGACGGUGCCGUUUUUCAGUCCCCGCCGUUGGAUCCAGAUGGCGACGUUCUGCCCGCCAAGGUCGCGGGCCUUCGCAUUCUGAAGCCCGGUCUCGAGCUGAAGUCCAAAACGUUCGCGCUGACCUGCAGUGCUUUCAGUUUUUAUCCAGCCACUUGGGAGCCCUUUCUGCCGUGCGUGAAGGAACUGCGCCAAAAGGUCGGGGCGCGAGCGUGCUCGGCAUGCCUAAAAAGCAAGGCCUCCGCGCAGACGGUGGCGCAGCUGACAGCAGCGACCCGCGGCUUGUGGUGCGUCUGGCUGCGCAAGAGCGGGACGUUGUUCGACGCUGCGAACUACGAGGCGGGUGCGCGGUGUGAACCACAGGCACCUUGGCUGCGUAAUCUCUACCAGGACAAGAAGCUCACGUGCGAAAGGUGCAUGAAGCUCUCCGCCGAGGACUUCCCACUGGGGCAUUCUGCUCGCAACCGCGACGCUGCCGAGGCCCUCCGCGACGCGACAGCUCCGGCGGUGGGCAACCUUGUGUCCAGCGAGCUCGCUUUGCUCAAGUCUGGCAACAACUAUCAGCAGCCCCGUCUGUCCUGA
This is a messenger RNA of Prorocentrum cordatum, 827 nucleotides long. The record is from the annotation of a GenBank genome assembly. NCBI's taxonomy places the organism in Eukaryota, Dinophyceae, Prorocentrales, Prorocentraceae.